GUUCGCAAUUCUGACACAGACCUACCGUGUGGGCGGGCUUAACAGCGGUUCGCUCUCAUUGGCUAGUGAGAUUUAGAUUGACGGCUCCUUGAACCGGAAGGAGAGACUUCAGCGGCGCGAAUUUUGGGUUCUGUGUGACAUUCUAACAACAGUAGAGUAAAACACUAUAUUAAAGCACAUCAACAAUAUUUAUAAAACCGAGAUGAGUAAUCAGGAGCGGCACGGAGCGUCAUCAACAUCCUCCAACCGCAGGGCAUUCGAGGCAGCCCGAGGUCUUUCCUGGACUGGUCUGCUGGACUGGGGAAACGACAUCUGUCAAUGACUGAUGAUUUGACUCAUUCAGAGGUUUCCAGCUUGUUUUGUGAUACCUACCCCAAAAUGAAGUCAGCAUCUGGAGGAUGGCUCCUCUACAAGGCAUCUGGUGGACAGGGAAGGCUGGUUUGAAUCUUGUUCCCCCGGAGUCUGAAGGAUACAGUGGCAGUACCAUCAGAUGUGCAACUGGAGGGGGGAAAACUAUGCUGUAUAUUGUACCGUUACAGGAUGAGUUCGAUCUUUCUCCUCUUCCCUCUGAUGCACAGGUAUUUUCGCUAAUGCCAAAAGCAGAGUGCAAGAAAUGUUUUAAAAUGAUGCCACUUCAAAUUCUUGCCUUGCAUGUGAGGGAAUGCGAUACUCUGGAAUAUGAGACACUCUCAGAUUCGGAACCAGAGAUAAAAUCUGUUUGUUGUUUUUUUAGGUUACCUUUUAAGUACCUUAUGUAGGCUGCACAACGAUACCCUCAUGUUACGACUCGAUACAUAUCACAAUACGAUAUUAUUGCGAUACUCCAAAACGUAUGGUAAAAGGUUAACAAUAAAUUAACUGUUGAUUAAAAUGCUUAAUUUGGUAUUACAUUGUGUGUGAAUGAAUAUCUUGGACUUGGUGCUAGAAACCCAAUAGACAGGACAAAAGUGACACCAGAAUAAAAGUAUUCAUGAUUCUGCAUCUGAAAAUGCAGAAUUAAAUUAAACGAAUAUGCUUGCACUCUUUCACUGACUAACUAUACACAAUACAUAUUGUCACUAUCCACAAUACAUAUUGUUGCAUUUUUGUAUUGCGAUACCCCUAUUGAAUUCAGUAUCCUUAAUCUGUUAUCAACCCCUGGAUACAGAUAAGAGAACACACACAUUUUGGAUACUUUGAGUGAAACUGAGUUUAAAACUACCCGGGUAGUAAAUCUUUCUUCUGUCACGUGGCUACUGUUUUUUCCUCUUUCUUUCUAUUUUUUUUUCAACCUCUUCAGUUUUUUUUCCGGAAGGAUCAGACUUUUAAGGAGAAAACAAAGAGACUGAGAAGAUAAGGGAAAGACUUUCUGAAUUGUGUUUGGAAAAACAUUUUAUUUUAUUUUUUUCAUAACGAACAGGCCUGAUUGUAUUUACUCUGUUACACUUACAGUAUAUUUUCAGCUGUUGUUAAAUUGACAAUAUUGAUACAAUACAAUCUAUUUUUCUUUCCUUUCACAAGUUGUAGUGAAGUUGCUGUCUCAAAUCCUCUUUACGAACUUAGAUGUUAAGUAUAGUCUCAUGCUACUGUGCCCAUUCAAUCUGAUCUGUUUAUUUAGAGCUCCAUACUAGAGUGUUAUCACGGGUUACAUCCCGAAAGUGGCGAGCCCAGCCAGGAGGAUUAAUAUUGGCAGCUUUAUUUUCGAUUAUUAUUGUUAUUUGACAAUCAAAUCUCAAAUUCAAAAGUUUUGAAAUUAAUUGAGAACAACAUAGUUGUUGUAUUUUGUUUCAUAUCCAUUGUAUCUCUAAAAAAAAAAAAAAAAAAAACUAAAAACUAAACAUGGAUAUUGAAAGUGCAUUUGGUGUAGAUGCGCAGAAGUCCCUUUGUGUAUUAAAUCUUUCUGGGACUAUUCCUGAUGAAGACUUAGUGGCAUCCUUCGCUACUUUUGGAAACGUAAUUAAGAUUGUGCGGGUGGGUAAACCAGAUAGAGCUGGUCAUACCGAAGCAAUUAUUGAGUUUGAUUCUGAUCGGCCUAUAAGUAUUCUUAAACCAGAUUUCCCUUGCUAUGUACCGAGUGUAGCCGAUGCUACAGUUACAUGGCUAGUUGACAGUGUAAAUGUCUUGACAAAGAAAACUUACCAGUCCUUGAAUCAAGCAGUUCUUGCUCAGACUGACGAAUCAGGUGCAGAUACAGACUCAAUUAGCUCUGACACAGACGGUGGUCAAACCCCCCUCGUUAAAAGAAAGACAAGAUCAGGCCAGAGACAUGGCUCAGUGCAAGGAACUCCCACUGCAGCAGUUGUUCGACCUAAAGUGCCAAAAGCUACACCUGUACAGAAGCCUGUUACUUGCAUCUCUUCUGAUGUGUUGAACCCAUCUGAAAUACAAAGAAUUGUAGUUGAACAUGUGAUUAAGAAUGAUACUUCAGCAGCUUCAUCCAUUCAAGGGUCAAAAUGGCUGAAAUCUUUCUCAGGUCGCAUUCCAAGACCACCAGGUGAGGCAGACUUCGAGACAUGGUGUUUACAUGUCCAGUUAAUGUUCCAAGAUCGUCUGCCAACUGACAUACAGCGCAGGAAAAUUCUGGAAAGUCUCCUUCCACCAGCAUCAGACGUUGUCAAACAGCUGGGUCUUUGUGCUUCUCCACAGGAAUAUGUCGAUCUUCUUGACUCUGCCUAUGGUCUUGUGGAGGAUGGGGAUGAGAUAUUCGCUAAAUUUCUCAACACUUAUCAGAACUCUGGUGAGAAAGCCUCAGAUUUCCUUCAAAGAUUGCAAAUUCUCCUGAGUUCUGCUGUGAAAAGAAAUGGGCUGAAGAAAGCAGAUUCCAACCGACAGUUACUCAAGCAGUUUACUCGAGGCUGUUGGGAUCAGUCACUGCUUCUGCUGUUGCAGCUAGAGUCAAAAUCAGACAAACCUGAAUUUUCUCAGCUUCUGCUCCAGAUUAGAACUGAAGAAGACAGACGAGCUGCGAAGCUUGAAAGAUUACAGCGUCACUUGGGUAGUUCCAGGGCAAAACCCUUUUUGAAUGUCCAUAUGGUAAAUGAAGCAUCAUUACCCUAUGAUUCAAAUGCAGCUAUUCUCACUGCUUACCGGGCUGAAACUGAGGAUCUGAGAAGACAGGUUGUUGAGUUGAAAAUGCAGCUGAAUGCUAAAGGGUUGAAGGAGCAGAAAGCAGAAGCGAAGAAGACUAAGAAGGGAAAUGAGCACACAGUGAAAGUGGAAGUUCAGGCAUAUCAAACAAUACCGAAGCCCCAGCCAAAAGCUUGGUUUUGUUUCAAGUGUGGUGGUGAUGGCCAUAUAGCCAGACAGUGUGUGAAUCCCCUAACAAAGAUGUUGUGGAUCAGAAAUACAAGGAGUUAAAGGCUAAGCAAAAUGAGUGGAAACUGAAGUAUGGACCACAUUUAAACUAGAAAGGGUCUCGAUAGAGGGACAUAUUGAGACUCAAGAUGAUCCGUUGGUCCAUAGUCCCAAUUUGAAUCAAAGGUCUUGCAAAGUCAUAUGUGAAACUCAUACACCGAUACAGUCUUUCUCAAAAGUUCCCCCAAAUGGGUUGGUGGGGCCCCGGUGUACUGCUUUACUUGUUAUUGACGGGACCCCUUGUGAAUGCCUUCUUGAUUCUGGUUCGCAAGUGACUACGGUAUCAGAAUCUUUCUACAAUUCAUACUUGGAGUCACAUUCAAUUUUAUCACUUGGCGACUUAUUCGAAAUUGAAGGUGCUGGAGGGCAAGUAGUGCCCUAUUUGGGAUAUCUUCAGUUCCCUAUUGAGUUCCCAGAAGAAAUUGCUGGGAAAACAGCAGAAGUCCAUACGUUAGCUCUGGUGGUUCCAGACUGUAAAACCAACAGUGAAAUUCCAGUUUUAGUUGGUACAAAUACUCUGGAUGCAUUGUACAAAGUUUGCACUGAAGGUCUUGAGGGUCAGCGUGGAAAUCCCCCGAGCCAUGUAUAUGCAGCUCUUGUAAAGGAACUGAGUAACCGACAUAAAAUAGAGCUGAGGAACGGGAGGAUUGCUAAUGUGAAGCUCCAAGGAAAAGUGGCCCACACAGUUUCUGCUGGCCAGAAGAUGGUAUUGACUGGGUAUGCCAGAAAUGUUUCCCUACCUACGGGUACACCUAUUCUUGUUGAGCCCUUUUCCCAUUCCAAUUUACCAAGUGGGCUUCUGUUCUGUAACUAUGUUCUCACUUGCCCAGCCAGGACUUCAUUCAAGGUGCCGGUUCUCGUGCAAAACUGCACAGAUCAUGACAUUACAGUGCCAUCAAAGAAGGUCAUAGCUGAGCUUUCAGUGCCUCUUUCUCUUUCCAAUCCUACACAAACUGUAACAAAAGAUUCUCAGCUUGCAGUGCCUUGUGCAGGAGUUUGCUCCAACCCUAAUGGUCCCAUCACUUUUGACUUUGGUGAAUCUCCCUUGCCAGAAGAAUGGAAAGAUAGGAUCACACGAAAAUUAAAUACCAUUCCAUUAGUCUUUGCUCGCAGUGAUCUAGACUAUGGUCAUACUACUGAGGUCAAACAUCGGAUCCGCCUUUCUGACCCUACCCCAUUUAAACAGCGAGCAAGACCCAUUCAUCCCUCAGACCUUGAAGCGGUUAGACUCCAUCUUAAAGAGCUGCGAGAUGCUAACAUAAUCCGCGAGUCAGAGAGCCCCUUUGCUUCACCCAUUGUGGUAGUGAAGAAAAAAAAUGGUGCCAUAAGGCUCUGUAUUGAUUAUAGAAAAUUAAAUAGCCAGACAAUUAAGGAUGCGUAUGCCCUACCGAACAUCGAGGAAGCCUUUGCAUCCUUAACUGGAUCCAAGUGGUUUUCAGUCAUGGAUCUAAAAUCUGGCUAUUAUCAAGUGGAGGUCAAGGAAAUAGACAAACACAAGACAGCAUUCGUGACCCCAAUAGGAUUCUGGGAAUUCAGUCGCAUGCCACAAGGUGUCACUAAUGCACCAAGCACGUUUCAACGUGUAAUGGAGAAGUGUGUAGGCAGUAUGAAUUUAAAAGAAGUAUUAGUGUUCCUUGACGACCUCAUUGUGUUCUCCAGUACUCUUGAGGAGCAUGAAGAUCGCCUCAUGCGUGUUCUCACCAGACUUAGAGAUUUUGGUCUGAAGUUGUCCCCCCAGAAAUGCCAUUUUUUCCAAAACUCUGUUAAAUAUCUUGGGCAUGUAGUGUCAGAGAAAGGCGUAGAAACAGAUCCUGGAAAGAUUGCAGCACUUACCUCCUGGCCUAGACCCAAUAACAUCAAGGAGCUGAAAUCCUUUCUUGGAUUCGCAGGAUACUAUAGGAGGUUUGUGAAAGAUUAUUCCAAAAUUGCAAGACCUCUCAAUAGUCUCACUGCUGGAUAUCUUUCACCUAAACGGUUGUCUAGUGUGAAAAGAGCUCAGUUUUCCCCUGCUGACUGGAAGCGGCCUUUCAAUGAAAAGUGGUCCUCAGAGUGUGAAGAGGCAUUUCAGACCUUAAUACAGAGGUUGACAACUGCACCUGUCUUAGGGUUUGCAAACCCGAGGAAGCCUUAUAUACUGCACACUGAUGCUAGUCUGCAUGGACUCGGAGCGGCUCUAUAUCAGGAACAGGAAGGCAAACUUCGAGUCAUCGCUUACGCGAGCCGGGGACUUUCCAACUGCGAGAGGCGUUAUCCUGUUCAUAAACUUGAAUUCCUUGCCCUCAAGUGGGCAGUGACUAGGCCUGGGACGGUUACCGCAUUACCGCAAUACCGCGGUCACGUGACGCCUACCGCGGGUCUAAACCUGUAACCGUCAUCACCGCACAAAAAAAAAAAAAAACAUUGGCCUGCACAUCUGAAUGCCUUCGGCAGAAGUCAAAUGAGCCAUUUUAAUCUAGAUUAAUUCCAAGAUUACAGUGAGAUUAAUCUAGAUUUAAAAAUGUA
Molecule: messenger RNA, 5835 nt
Organism: Cyprinus carpio (common carp)
Lineage: Eukaryota; Metazoa; Chordata; Actinopteri; Cypriniformes; Cyprinidae
Exons: 4
Coding region: 4037-5701 (554 amino acids)
Molecular function (GO): ubiquitin-protein transferase activity
Source: RefSeq, a predicted model, not a curated record